Trichoplax adhaerens is the source of this 390-nucleotide messenger RNA. RefSeq lists its product as uncharacterized. The transcript has 3 exons. The record is from RefSeq and is a predicted model, not a curated record. The coding region runs from base 1 to 390 and encodes 129 amino acids. NCBI's taxonomy places the organism in Eukaryota, Metazoa, Placozoa, Uniplacotomia, Trichoplacea, Trichoplacidae.
AUGGAGCCUAGCCCUGCUAUAAUACGCUAUUUGUGCUAUAAAUUUCAGGCAAUUCGCGCGUUAAACAAUUUAUCAUCAAUUUGUUCUGAGGCCCGCAAAGGACUUGAUAAUUCUAUGCAAGAAUUUUUGGAAGAUUCGAAAAACUUCAAAAAUCCUAGAAUAAAACGUGAAACAGCUAGAUUAAUUGUUACUAUAGCGGAGACGGAACACAUUCUUAAAUAUCCUGGUGCUGUAUUGAGGACCAUACGCAAUUUACUAGCAGCAUCGGAUAAAGAAACAAAAAUAGAUGCAAUCCGUGCAAUAUCACUAAUGAUUCAAGGAAGCCAUCAGCAGGCUGAACUUACUGUCGAAGUUAUUGCAGAUUCCCCUCUCACCAAUUUAAUAUGGUAA